Ectocarpus siliculosus is the source of this 420-nucleotide messenger RNA. Lineage: Eukaryota; Phaeophyceae; Ectocarpales; Ectocarpaceae. The record is from the annotation of a GenBank genome assembly.
AUGCGUCGGGCAAGCAGCUGCGAGCGUCCCGACCCGGGUCGCGUACGCCGGGAAUGUGACCUUCGCAAGAGUGGAGAUCCUAGGGGCGUUGGUACCUGCGUGAUGUGCACGGUCUCCGCGGUGUACCGCCGUGUCAGACUUGUCGCAAGUUACUUUUCGUCUUUCGUGUCCUCGUCCUCCGCGCCACAGGAGAGCGAAGAAGGUGGCGGUAUGGUGAUGAAGGUGCUGAAGAGCGACCGCUACCAGAGCCGGGAGAUCGCCGAGGAGGCUCUGCACAACGAGGUCAAGGCGUGUGUCCAGCUCGAGCUUGCCAGCGUGCCGCGGACAGCGAUCGUGACGAAGCACACGACCAACCUCAGCAGCACCGCGGGGGGCUAUUUCGGCCGCAACGCCAUCUUCAAGGCAGACGCCGGACCGUGA